Molecule: messenger RNA, 6900 nt
Organism: Pelodiscus sinensis (Chinese soft-shelled turtle)
Lineage: Eukaryota; Metazoa; Chordata; Testudines; Trionychidae
Gene: PCDH19
Product: protocadherin 19
Biological process (GO): homophilic cell-cell adhesion
Cellular component (GO): plasma membrane
Molecular function (GO): calcium ion binding
Source: RefSeq, a predicted model, not a curated record
AUGGAUAUUCUCCCCGUCCUGCUCGCCUUGCUGUGGACCGGGGCGGGGGCCCUGAUCAACCUGAAGUACUCGGUGGAGGAGGAGCAGCGCGCCGGCACGGUGAUCGCCAACAUCGCCAAGGACGCGCGGGAUGCGGGCUUCGUGCUGGACCCCCGCCAGCCCGCCGCCUUCCGGGUGGUCUCCAACUCGGCGCCGCACCUGGUGGACAUCAACCCGGGCUCGGGCUUGCUGGUGACCAAGCAGAAGAUCGACCGCGACCUGCUGUGCCGCCAGAGCCCCAAGUGCGUCAUCUCGCUGGAGGUGAUGUCCAGCUCCAUGGAGAUCUGCGUGGUCAAGCUGGAGAUCAAGGACCUGAACGACAACGCGCCCAGCUUCCCCGCCGACCAGCUGGAGCUGGAGAUCUGGGAGACCGCCAGCCCGGGCACGCGCGUGCCGCUGGAGAGCGCCUUCGACCCGGACUCGGGCAGCUUCGGCGUGCAGCGCUACGAGCUCACCCCCAACGACCUCUUCGGCCUGGAGACCAAGACGCGCGGCGACGGCUCCCGCUUCGCCGAGCUGGUGGUGGAGCGCGGCCUGGACCGCGAGACCCAGUCCCACUACAGCUACCGCCUCACGGCGCUGGACGGCGGCGACCCCCCCAACUUUGGCUCGGUGGCCCUCAGCAUCCGGGUCAUCGACUCCAACGACAACAACCCGCUCUUCGCCGAGCCGGCCUACGCCGUCACCGUGCCCGAGAACGCGCCGCUGGGCACCCCCCUGCUCCGCCUCAACGCCUCCGACCCGGACGAGGGCACCCGCCAGCUCUUCCACCUCGACCCGCAGAGCGGCCUGCUCAGCGUCGCCGGCGCCGUGGACUACGAGGAGGGCCACAGCUACGAGCUGGACGUGCAGGCCAAGGACCUGGGGCCCAACUCCAUCCCGGCCCACUGCAAGGUGACGGUCAGCGUGCAGGACGCCAACGACAACCCGCCCCUCAUCAACCUGCUCUCGGUCAACAGCGAGCUGGUGGAGGUGAGCGAGAGCGCCCCGCCCGGCUACGUCAUCGCCCUGGUGCGGGUCUCCGACCGGGACUCCGGGGCCAACGGGCGGGUGCAGUGCAAGCUGCUGGGCAGCGUGCCCUUCCGCCUGCAGGAGUACGAGAGCUUCUCCACCAUCCUGGUGGACGGGCGGCUGGACCGGGAGCAGAGGGACCAGUACAACCUCACCAUCCAGGCCCGAGACAACGGGGUGCCCCCCCUGCAGGCCACCAAGUCCUUCACCGUCAAGAUCACUGACGAGAACGACAACCACCCCCACUUCUCCAAGCCCUACUACCAGGUCAUCGUGCAGGAGAACAACACCCCUGGGGCCUACCUCUUGUCUGUCUCUGCCAGGGACCCUGACCUGGGCCUCAACGGCAGCGUCUCCUAUCAGAUUGUGCCCUCCCAAGUUAGGGACAUGCCUGUCUUCACCUAUGUCUCCAUCAACCCCAACUCCGGGGAUAUCUAUGCCUUGCGGUCCUUCAAUCAUGAGCAGACCAAGGCCUUCGAGUUCAAGGUCUUGGCCAAAGACGGGGGCAACCCGUCCCUGCAGAGCAAUGCCACCGUCAGGGUGAUCGUCCUCGAUGUCAACGACAACACCCCCGUGAUCACUGCCCCGACUCUGGUCAAUGGGACAGCCGAGGUGUAUAUCCCCAGGAACGCCGGGGUUGGUUACUUAGUGACAGUGGUCAAGGCAGAUGACUAUGAUGAGGGGGAGAAUGGAAGACUGUCCUAUGAAAUGGCUGAUGGGGAUAGAGGGUUUUUUGAAAUAGAUCAGUUCAAUGGAGAGAUAAGGACCACCAGAGCUUUUGGAGAGACUGCAAAGACUACUUAUGAGCUGAUUGUGGUGGCCCACGAUCAUGGAAAAACCUCACUCUCCGCUUCUGCCUUGAUUUUGAUAUAUCUAUCUCCAGCUCUCGAUGCCCAGGAAUCCAUAGGAUCUGUUAACUUGUCACUGAUUUUCAUUAUUGCCCUGGGUUCUAUUGCUGCCAUUCUUUUUGUCACCAUGAUCUUUGUGGCCGUCAAGUGUAAAAGGGAUAACAAGGAAAUAAGGACCUACAACUGCAGAAUUGCAGAGUACUCCUAUGGGCAUCAAAAGAAAUCAAGCAAGAAGAAAAAAAUCAGCAAGAAUGAUAUCCGGCUGGUACCACGGGAUGUAGAGGAGACAGAUAAAAUGAAUGUGGUGAGCUGCUCCUCCCUCACUUCAUCUCUCAACUAUUUUGACUAUCAUCAGCAGACCUUGCCCCUGGGGUGCCGCAGAUCUGAAAGUACCUUCCUCAAUGUGGAGAAUCAGAACACUCGGAACACUGCAGGCUCCAACCACGUUUACCACCACACCUUCACCGGGCAGAGUCCCCAGCAACCCGAUCUGAUCAUCAAUGGGAUGCCGUUGCCGGAGACUGAAAACUACUCUUUUGAUUCCAACUACGUGAACAGCAGAGCCCACUUAAUAAAGAGCAGUUCAACUUUCAAGGACUUAGAGGGGAAUAGUCUGAAGGAUAGUGGGCACGAGGAGAGUGACCAGACUGACAGUGAACAUGAUGUCCAGCGUGGCCUGUACUGUGAUACUGCCGUCAAUGAUGUGCUGAACACCAGUGUGACUUCCAUGGGGUCUCAGAUGCCUGAACAAGAUCAGAGUGAAGGAUUUCAUUGUAGGGAAGAGUGUCGGAUCCUUGGUCACUCGGACAGAUGUUGGAUGCCCCGGAACUCUGUCCCCAGUCGUGCAAAAUCUCCUGAGCAUGGAAGGAACAUCAUGGCACUCUCUAUAGAAGCUACCACUGUGGAUACAGAGCCUUACGAAGACUGUGGUACCAAAAGAACUUUUGCAACGUUUGGCAAAGAUGGGAGCGAACCCCUUGCCGACGAGCGUAUCAUCAACCCGAAAGGCAAAAGAACAGUGGAUCUGCCUGUCUGCAGCCCAAAGGUAAAUGGCGCAGUCCGCGAGGCAGGGAACGGCUGCGAAGCUGUCAGCCCCAUCACAUCACCACUCCAUCUGAAGAGCCCCCUGUCUAGCAAACCUUCCGUAUCAUACAACAUAAUGCACUGCCCAGUAAAUCGCGACCUGGAGCAAUUUGUAAACAGUGGCCCUUCUCGGCCCACGGAAGCAGAGCCUAGAGGGGCGGACAGUGAAAAUAUAAUGCAUGAAAUUAAUCCACUUCUGCAAGAAUGUAGAGAAAAAGACUCACCAGGAGUGAAGAGACUAAAAGACGUAGUACUCUAAACGGCACCAUAUAAAAAGGAGAACCGACACUACUACAAGCGCAUAUUGUUUUUAAUUGCUUAACAACGGUUCACAAAUUGCUGUAUUUAAGAGCUUUCCCUAAAUGUAUUGUUUAUAAAUGAAGCUAUAUCGUUAAUGUGACAAUCCCCACUUAUUUCAGCCGCUAGCAGGGGUGUUCAGUUGAAGCAAAUUAGCUUAUUUUUCUUUUGUCAUGGGGUAGGAGUGAAGGUGAGACCAGUUGAGUUAUAAAGAAGUAUUAUGUAUGGAGUAUUUUCAAUUUAUAUAUUUUUAUAUAUCAAAACUCUAUUAUAAAUUGCCAUUCUUUGUAAUGAAUUGAAUUGAAACUUCCUUAUCUGACCGUCUUGAAUAAUCACCCUGACAUUUUUGUACUCUAUACAAUUUACUGGCCAUUUCUUGUGUACAACUGUUAAAAAAACAAUUCAAUGAGUUUUAAUAUUUGCCUAGCACAAGGCUGUUUGUACUUUAAAAUGUUGCUCUUUUGCUGUGGACACCCCUGCAUUAAGAAUCCUUUUGCUAUCACAUGCUUAUCUGUACUAUUAUUGUAUUUGAUAUUGCAAAUUACUGUAUGUCUAGUGAUGGCAAAAGGCUUUCAAGUUUUUACAAAACCCCCUCACAGAUAUAUUUAAAACUUGGGGAAAUUGCUAAUUUCAAAGUCAAUGUGAGGCGUGUUCUGCCCAUAUCCCAACACCCCCCAGGCCCUAUCCUUGUUUUCACAGUGCUACGAUCAUUGUGCGAAGUAAUUUAAGGGAUAUUCUGCUGCCUAAUUUGCAGUUGUCGGAUGCACUGUGCUGAACGUUUUGAGAUCCAUUUCUUUUUUCGUAACGUCAAGGCAUUGCAUGGAAAAGCUUCUCUGUAAGUUAUUAGUUUCCAGGUUUAGCUAUUCCCCGUCUCUAAUCAUCUCAAAGCAAGGGAAUUGUUUAACAGAUCUAAAUUAGCAUCUUGGUUAGAGACGCGCUUCCUGAUCAACAUUUCCAGUCAUGAUUACACUAAGUACCUGCGUGUGUGUAUGUAUCUCAUUAUGGGAUGGAUUUUAGAAUGAUAUUAUUUCUAUUUAUCCCUGCAUCAUGAGUAGGUGUAGUGUAAGCAAUAGAAGGGUAUUCGGGUAGGGCCAGACAGGUGAAGUAUAACAACACUAUUAAUGAAAUUAAUGUGCCUUCCAUAAGGAGAAGAAAAAAGUGAAUAAUUAUUUUUUUCUCAUAAUUAAGUACAGAUUUUAGGCUACAAAUUUGCACAUAUAAAACUGAUUUUUAAAAGACCAUUGGAGCUACUUGAACAGCCAUUUUGUAGAAAGGAGGAGCCAUAAAGAUUUUCACAGAAUUAUAUAUUCUCUGCUCUCCUGCACUACACAAUUGUUCCAACUGGGUUUGGGUGGGGGUGGAGGUACAGAAGAUGUUGGUUUGUGAAUUAGUAACACUUUAGUUUUCUACCCAAAAGAAUAUUAAUUCAUGCUUAAAAGUUCAUUAUAUGAGAGAGAGAGAGAGAAAGAGAGAGAAAGUACAGACAUUGCCAGUGUUUGUUCUGCGAAUGAACUGAAAAUAAUGGUUUCUAGAGAAACAGUUUUCCCACUACUAAUGUAUCUUGAUAACAUUCUCGUUACAUUGAUUUAUUUAAAUUAAAAAUGUCAUGAGGAAAACAGCCUCCAAUUGUUAUCAUCCUAAACACCAAAUAAGCUCCAGUCAUUUCUUUUCUUUAGAGAAGGUAGAUAACCUGAAUAUGGUUUUUAACUACUCCAAUUGGUACAUUUCCAGUAUGUCUUAUGGGUCCAGGAAUUUGAAAAUAAUCUAUCAAAAGGAACGUCUCAUGAAAUGACUAAAGCUUUCUUUAUUGGUGUUGAUUGCUACCUCAUGCAGAUGGAAUCCCCUGAGUUGGUGUGACUGCAUCUGUCCCUCUAAAAAUUGACCCAUGUGUCCUUUUCCCCCUUAAUUUUGGAGUUUGAUUCAUUUUUUAAAAAUAGUACGUUGUUUUUAUUCUAAUUUUUCAUAUCUGGGGUACUGUACUGCUGUCAUUAAAUAUAUAUAUAUUUUGCAAGUGGAUGUAUUAUAUGAGCAAUAGAAGGAACAGAUUGGUUUGGAGGUUUUUAAGUGACUGGACUGUCUAAUAUUAAGAUGGGUGUUUUGUUCUUUAUAAUGUUACCUGUUCAUUAACUUUUGAGAGCUUUAUUCAGUGAAAAUUCAUGUCCUUACUUACUGAACCAUAGAAGUUUCCUGGAUACCAUUGUUAGCUGCAGAAAUUAAUCCUAAUUGAUUGGCAGAAAAUUGCUUUAGAAGGAGUGUGUGUGUGUGUGUGUGUGUGUGUGUGUGUGUGUGUGUGUGUGUGUGUGUGUGAGAGAGAGAGAGAGAAAGAGAGAGCGAGCGCACGUGCACCAUAAUUCAGCAUCAGCCUAUGGUACUGUUCUCCCACCCUUCCAGCACACACUCUCCAGGCUCAUACGGGUAACCAAUGGCAAUCCUGAGACUUUUGACAUCAGGGGCCUCUACUUAGGAUGCUCAAAGUCUCUGGUUGCCUUAGGCUAGCUGACAGAAUGGGUUGAAGUUUUAUAUGAACUCUUUGCUGUCUUCUAGAGAACCCACAAAAAGGGCCUAGGUUUUUUCUGGAUUUUAUUGCUGGGGUUUUGUUACAAAAUCCAGCACGCUCAUUCUGUUUUCCCCAAGCUCAAUGAAAUUCUCCAUUCUAGUCUAAUUUUGAGAUUUUUUUCAAUCCCCCUCCUCGCCAAAUGUGACCAAUGGGUGGCGAUGUGUUGGUUACAACUGGUGUAAACUGAACCUAUCUGACCACUUGCUCCACUUCUCCUGACUUGAAAUGGGAGGUGUCGUUCUGCUUUGAAACGAACCAUUCACGUAACUCCUCAGAAGGAAAUGGCCAGAAGGCUUCCCUGAGGAGAGCCUCAGGCAUUCCCAGGAUGGCUUGUACGUGAUCGUCUAUGGAAUGGAGAGCAGCAGUCCACCAGGCAACAUGACAGAGGACUGUCUAGCCAAUUAGCAUGGAUUCUCCUCCAUCUACUACACUGUGCUGUGCAUAUGGGCCUUCCCACUCCUGUCUCACGGCCCUCCUCCUCCUAGCCAAAGAUAGGCCUGGUAGCGUGGCCCCCCAUUGCUGUAACUAGUGAAUAGAAAAUGGGAAGAGGAAUCCAGAGGAACGUGGGCCUCUGAUUGUGUCGCUGCCCCCAACUUAGCACUUAGAGGAAAAUAGAUGGUAACUGAAAAGACAAAUUAAACAUUCCUUGCUACUAGAAAUAAAAGCGCAGCCCAGAAAAUGUGGUAUAUUUCUAUGUACCAAAGGGAGUUCUAAGAGGUCAGUUAUCAACUCCCAGGAAACUAUUUAAACGGGUUUUUCCCCAUCCUGGCCUGCGCUGAAUGUUGGGAUCUUGAAUGCCUAAGGCACCUCCGUUACACGUUAUCACAUCAGAAGAAAGACCAGGCGAUGGACUGGGGAAGGUUUUAUCACCUGCUGAGUUCCCUUCCCUCUUUCAAAUAUCACCUAUUUCUAUUUACUUUCCCUCUCUCAUUAGAAAUCAGUUCAGAGCUUCUGGUUGAGCUGUAUUAUAAUUUUAAAAGCGUCAGAGGGGUAGCUGAGUCAGUCUGUAACAGGAAAAACUUAAAAAACCAACAAAUAGUCUAGUAGGGUCUUAACAGACUAACA